AUGUCGUCCCUCUCACUAGGUGUCGCGGGCGACACGCUUAUUCCCCAGGGAACAGCGUACGGUCUUCUUAUCGGUCUCGGUGUGCUCUUCUGCGGUGUAAUUCUGGCCGCAGUCAAGAUACAGAAAGUGUACCUUUCCGAAGACUCGGCCACUUCGGAGAUGUUCAUGGUGGCCAAUCGAACAGUAGGAACUGGAUUAACGGCAUCUGCUGUGUUUUCAUCGUGGAUGUGGAUUAACGAAACGGUCUUUGCUGCGGCCAUGUGCUACAAGUUUGGCCUUGCUGUCCCGAUGUGGUGGGGCUCAGGUCUCUGUUUCCAAAUUGCUCUCAUGGCGGCUCUCGGAGUGCUGGCUAAAAUCAGGGUUCCGUAUGCUCAUACAUCCCUUGAGAUUGUUCGGCAGAGAUAUGGUAGGGUAGGACAUAUUGUCUACAUCCUCUUGAAUCUCGCCUGCAACAUCUUCGGAUGCGCGUCCAUGAUAUUGACUGGCUCUCAAUUGAUUUAUGGAGUUUCGGGUAUGAAUUUUGCUGCUGCCACAAUUCUCAUUCCACUGGGAGUCGUGUUGUAUACUGCCGUUGGGGGCCUUAAAGCGACAUUCCUCACCGAUUACCUCCACACAUUGGUCGCUUUAAUUCUCAUCAUCUUCUUUACCCUCUCAGUUCUAACAAACGACACGAUUGGAGGACUAGGGGGGCUCUAUGACAAAGUGACAGAGACUGCGGCGGAGAAUUAUAUCAGUGGGAAUUACCAGGGUUCCCUCCUGACAAUGAAGUCCAAGCAGGCGAUUAUCUGGGGGCUUAUUCUCAAAUUUGGAAACCUUUCUCUCGUUGUUAUGGACACUGCUUUUUGGCAAAAGUCUUUUGCAACCGAGGUCAAUGCAACCGUUCCUGGGUACGAUCUGGCGGCAUUGGCUAUCUUUGGAAUCCCCUGGGGUCUUGGAACAGUGAUUGGAUUGACGGGGCGAGCAAUUCACAAUACACCCAUCUGGCCAACAUAUCCUGCCGAGUUCACCACGGCUGAAGUAAAUGCUGGACUGGUGAUGCCGUAUGUGAUAAAGGCGCUCAUCGGUGACCAGGGAAUAGUAGCCUUCUUUGUGCUUUUAUUCAUGGCUCUUACUAGCACUGUAUCCUCUUCGAUGAUCGCCGUCAGCAGUAUUCUUUCGUUUGACUUGUACAAAACAUAUAUCAACCCGAAAGCAUCGGACAAGCGUCUUGUCCGCGUCAGUCAUAUAUCUGUUGUGAUUCAUGCCAUAUUUAUCACGGCCUUCUCGAUAGCUCUAAAUUACGGUGGUGCCGACAUGACCUGGAUCGGCUACUUUCGACCCGUCCUGACAUGUCCCGGGAUCAUUCCCCUAAUAUUCACUCUUUGUUGGGAAAAGCAGACACGUUUAGCCUUGAUUCUUUCGCCAAUUCUCGGAUUUAUUACCGGGCUUGCAAUUUGGCUUGGAACAGCAUAUCACCUAUAUGGCGAAAUUAAUCUGACUACAACCGAGGCUGGACCGCCCGCUCUGUACGGAGCUAUAGGGUCGUUCUUCUCACCUGGGCUUUACUCUGUUCUUAUUUCACAGUACAAACCAUACUCUUUUGAUUGGCGGGAGUUUUUACGCAUUGAACUCGCCGAUAUUGAGCCUGUUGAAUCUUCUUCAUCCUCGACCAGUCCGACAAUUACUAAAGAGGACAAGGACAACAAAUCGCAAACAACAAACACCAUCGAGCCCAUCUCUACAACACCAUCGUCCGACAAAACAGCCACCAUAAAAACUCCUACCGUCAUUCAGAAUAGAGAGAAGCCUUUGAUUGCGUCUUCGGCUAUAAGCCUAGAUGAUAUUCAACAUCCUUUCUCAAAGGAAACCCUCGCAGAACUUCACCGCUGGUACCGUAUUGCUUGGAUCGCUUGGAUAUUUAUAGUACUCGUCACAUUUGUCGCCUGGCCCAUGCCACUAUACCGGGACUAUAUAUUCACCAAGACUUUUUUUAAGAGUUGGACUACCGUGGCUAUUAUAUGGCAGUUUGUGGCUUUUUUUGCGGUCGUGGUGUUUCCACUCUAUGAUGGGAGAAGUCAGAUUGUCAGGGGAGCGACGGGCGUUUGGGAAAGCUCACGAACGUAUUUGAGCAGGAAAUGA
Molecule: messenger RNA, 2118 nt
Organism: Talaromyces rugulosus
Lineage: Eukaryota; Fungi; Ascomycota; Eurotiomycetes; Eurotiales; Trichocomaceae
Exons: 3
Coding region: 1-2118 (705 amino acids)
Biological process (GO): urea transmembrane transport
Cellular component (GO): plasma membrane
Molecular function (GO): urea transmembrane transporter activity
Source: RefSeq, a predicted model, not a curated record